AUGCCAGCCCCAAAAAGUAAAAAGAUCGAAAGGAACCUGUGGCAUUUACUGGCUCUUGUCCUUUAUGUAACAGCAACCUCAGUUUUUUUUUUUAAAUAAUGUACUGUAUGUCUGGCUGUGGGCUAUAGGGUGGUGAGACAUAUUUUCUUCUGAAGAAAAACAUCCAAGCCUAAAAAAAGAAAAAUGAGCUGCAGGAAUUUCUGGCAAGUACAACCCGUGUCAUCGCGACCUCCCAUAUUCUUUAUACAUCUGUGCUAUGGGGUCGACAGGGUAGCAUGACCCUUGCGUUGACUGGCCGUACCCUCCAUGAGACAGUAAUCUACACAAGUUUCCGUUUAACUCUGUGAUUUAUAUUUUCUUGUCCUUCUGUCAUGGCUCCGCCCUCUUGUUUGCAUCCUGACAAGUGAAAUUGAGACUACUCUUCUCAUGACUGCACACUGUCACUGCUUCAAGCACGGAUUCCAGCAGUUCGAUUAAUUCUUCUGUUUGUGUUUGUGUCUUUGCAUGCCCAUCAUGUGCUGGUUGCUCGGUGGAUUGUGCGCUCUAACUCUACUCCACAUGUCAGCCGCUGCGAGCCGCGAGCUCUCCAUCACCCAGAAGCCGCGCUUUUAUGGGGUCAGGCCCAGCCGGUUCGUCACCAUCUACUGCGCCUCCUCCCAGCAGCACCUGCCGGCCGAGGCGCGCUGGUACAAGGCCGCCCGCUAUGACCAAGACGUCGCUGAGUGGCGCCUGCUGGAAGGCGCUGUGACUCGCCACAAAGACCUCACGCUCAACGCCUUCCUCAUCCUGCACGAUUUGAGCCCCGAGGACAGCGGCGUCUACUUCUGCCGGAUCAAUGAGACGUGGGGGACCGGCACUCAGCUGCAAGUUGCCAGGCCCGUCAACCGAGCAGAGGCAGUGCACCGAAGCAACAUGAAGGAUGCACUUAUGGUCCUGCAAGGCCUGAUGCUGGGGGUUAUUGUGUUGCUUUUGCUUCAGCGCAAUCGCAUAAUGUUGAAAGGCAGAGAGCGCAUCUACGACGAGCCGGAAAUCGAACACAUCUAUGAGGGCCUGACCAUCGAGGCGUACGGAGAAGGCGACUUGUACGAGGAACUGGCGGUGUACGCCAGCGCAGACGACUGCGCCGAGGCCCCAUGGGAGUGACGUCGCGGUGAUUUUUGUAUGGUGCUGUCCAUGUUGUCUCGAGUAGGCAUACAAACCUGAGUUCAAGCUUUUUUUUUUUUAACGCACAUUGUCAUGUGGCAUCGAACAAUAGUCGCACAUGUUGCUGAUUUUUGCUGGGUGAUGUUUUCCCAUUGUUUUGUUUUUAAUAAAAAUGAUUAACUUUA
Molecule: messenger RNA, 1328 nt
Organism: Hippocampus comes (tiger tail seahorse)
Lineage: Eukaryota; Metazoa; Chordata; Actinopteri; Syngnathiformes; Syngnathidae
Gene: cd79b
Product: CD79b molecule, immunoglobulin-associated beta
Exons: 5
Coding region: 505-1143 (212 amino acids)
Biological process (GO): B cell receptor signaling pathway; B cell differentiation
Cellular component (GO): B cell receptor complex; external side of plasma membrane
Source: RefSeq, a predicted model, not a curated record